ACGCACCCUCGCAGGAAAACAGACUGGUCCAUGCUGGCAGGGGAUUGAGCCGAUGGCUGCCUCCGAGCCUAGGGCUCCCGACUUGUCUAGCUGCUGCUAAACUCAUUGUCAGCGUUCGGGAGGGGCUGCUAAGGAAAGGGCCCCUCUGCACGAGGACCGGCCUGUAACCUAUAGCCUUUUCCCUCCCCUUUUUGGAGCAGGGGAGUGGAAUGCCAUGGCUAACUCGGAGAGUGACGAUGACAACUUCAUGGCUGUGGAUCCCGAGGACGCUGCGGCAGAAGGGGCCAUGGAUCAGGACGAGGGAACGUGCGCUGCCCCUGCCGAGGAGGGAGGGGCUCGGCUUCACCGGUCCAUGCAGGAGUUGCCAGAAGAGGUGCUUGAGUAUAUCUUGUCCUUCCUCUCGCCGUAUCAGGAGCACAAAACCGCCGCCCUUGUUUGCAAGCAGUGGUAUCGACUCAUCAAAGGCGUAGCCCACCAGUGUUACCACGGCUUUAUCAAGUCAGUCCAAGAAGGGAACAUUCAGUGGGAGAGCCGCACAUACCCCUAUCCUGGUACCCCCAUCACUCAGCGCUUUUCGCACAGUGCUUGUUACUAUGACGCCAAUCAGUCCAUGUAUGUCUUUGGGGGCUGCACCCAGAGCAGUUGCAACGCAGCUUUUAACGACCUCUGGCGACUCGACCUUAACAGCAAGGAAUGGAUCCGGCCCCUGGCUUCAGGUUCCUACCCGUCGCCGAAAGCUGGAGCGACCCUCGUCGUCUAUAAGGACUUGCUGGUGCUGUUUGGCGGCUGGACGCGGCCAAGCCCUUACCCCCUGCACCAGCCAGAGAGGUUCUUUGAUGAAAUACAUACCUACUCGCCUUCCAAAAAUUGGUGGAACUGCGUAGUGACAACCCACGGCCCCCCUCCCAUGGCUGGCCACUCCUCCUGCGUCAUACAGGACAGGAUGAUUGUCUUUGGAGGCUCUCUCGGGUCCCGGCAGAUGAGCAGCGAUGUCUGGGUGCUAGAUCUGGAGCACUGGACCUGGUCGAAGCCAAGCAUCUCUGGGCCUGGGCCCCACCCGCGAGGAGGCCAGUCCCAGAUUGUCAUAGAUGACGAAACCAUCCUGGUCCUUGGGGGCUGUGGGGGCCCAAAUGCGCUUUUCAAGGAUGCUUGGCUACUGCAUAUGAGCUCCGACCGUCCCUGGGCAUGGCAGCCCCUGAAGGUAGAGAACGAAGACCAAGGAGCCCCUGAGCUGUGGUGUCACCCAGCGUGCAAGGUGGGGCAGUGCGUGGUCGUCUUCAGCCAAGCCCCCAGCGGGAGAGCACCGCUCAGCCCUAGUCUGAACUCUCGCCCUUCUCCCAUCAGCGCCACUCCACCAGCCCUGCUUCCUGAGACACGAGAAUACCGCUCUCAGUCCCCCGUUCGGACUACAGACGAGGCUCCCUGUGUGAACGGCCGCUGGGGCACCCUUAGGCCCCGGGGGCAGAGGCAGACACCUUCCGGGUCCCGAGAAGGAAGCCUUUCCCCGGCCAGAGACGAUAGCUCGCCAGUGCUGAACGGCAGCGAGGCCUUCUCUCCUGGCACCACAGCCGUGGGUGGGGCCUCUCCAGACAGCCCGCUCCAGCUGCUCUCGCCAAGCACAGCUUCUGUGACAGAAGGCUAUGAUCUGAAGGUUGGCAUUUCCUUGGCACCAAGACGGGGCUCUCUCCCUGAUCAAAAGGACCUGCGACUGGCAGCUGUAGAUUUGAACUGGGAGCCAAAACCCCCUUCUCUUGUUUGCCAGCUGGAUGGUGCAGACAGCAGGACGGUCAGCACGAUAGGCCUCAGGAACCCGCCAGACCACACAAACGGCAUUCACACCCCGCCUCAUAUGUCUAGCUCCUUGAUGGGGGCAGUUUCUCCUAGUGCGCUGCGGCGGAGUCUGGAGGCAGUUCAAGCGCUCUCUUCAAAGGCCCUGCCCACUUUGGCAGUCCGAAGCCCUCCCGUGGCGUCCUCGCCCGGAUCCCCAGGCAGCCAGAGCAUUACCAGCACUGCUGAAGCAGCUGUGCCCGCUGCCCCUCGACCCAGCUCUGCUCAAGGAGACGGGCACGCCUUACCACCCAUUGCUCGUCGCCUGGGCCACCAUCCACCGCAGUCCCUGAACGUCGGCAAGCCCCUGUAUCAGAGCGUCAACUGCAAGCCCAUGCAGAUGUACGUGCUGGACGUCAAGGACGCCAAGGUGCGCGGGCGGGUCCAGUGGAAAGUGUUCCACGGCAGCGCUGUGGUGGGGCCGCCCGAGACCAGCCUGCACACUGUGGUUCAGGGGCGGGGGGAGGUGAUCAUCUUUGGCGGCUUGAUGGACAAGAAGCAGAACGUCAAGUACUAUCCGAAAACAAAUGCCCUGUACUUUGUGCGUGCAAAGAGAUAACAUGGCCGUGGGCGACCUCCCCUCCCCUGCCCUGCCCUCCCCUGCCCUGGCCUCGCGGCUCCCACCGAGCCCAUCUGCCCUACCCUGGGUGCGCUGUCAAGCAGGUUGUGAAUGUGGCAUCCCACCCACCAAUAAAGAGAUCUAAGCAAACGGCA
Python bivittatus (Burmese python) is the source of this 2541-nucleotide messenger RNA. NCBI's taxonomy places the organism in Eukaryota, Metazoa, Chordata, Lepidosauria, Squamata, Pythonidae. The record is from RefSeq and is a predicted model, not a curated record.